Messenger RNA from Polyodon spathula (Mississippi paddlefish), 919 nucleotides. Its product is annotated as histone H3.3A. The record is from RefSeq and is a predicted model, not a curated record. Gene Ontology annotation, cellular component: nucleosome. NCBI's taxonomy places the organism in Eukaryota, Metazoa, Chordata, Actinopteri, Acipenseriformes, Polyodontidae. The coding region runs from base 98 to 508 and encodes 136 amino acids. The transcript is spliced from 4 exons. Gene Ontology annotation, molecular function: protein heterodimerization activity; structural constituent of chromatin; DNA binding.
CCCACCCCUCCUCGCUGUGGCUUCAGAAUCCUACCCGGAGAGAGAGAAGGUCUUGGAAGCGUAUCGGCCAGCCUUAGUUUUAAGAAGUUGAGUCACAAUGGCACGUACCAAGCAGACUGCCCGUAAAUCCACUGGUGGAAAAGCACCAAGGAAGCAAUUGGCUACCAAAGCAGCCAGGAAGAGUGCACCCUCUACUGGUGGUGUCAAGAAGCCCCACAGAUACAGGCCAGGCACAGUCGCUCUGAGAGAAAUCCGCCGGUACCAGAAGUCCACAGAGCUGCUGAUCCGCAAGCUGCCCUUCCAGCGUCUCGUGAGGGAGAUUGCACAGGACUUCAAGACUGACCUGAGGUUCCAGAGUGCUGCCAUCGGUGCUCUUCAGGAAGCCAGUGAAGCUUAUCUGGUUGGUCUGUUUGAGGACACCAACCUGUGUGCCAUCCACGCCAAGAGAGUGACCAUCAUGCCCAAGGACAUCCAGCUUGCCCGGAGAAUCCGAGGGGAGCGUGCUUAAAAGGCAUCACUACACCCCCACCCCACUUCAAUUUUUAAUUAUUUUUUUUUUAAUAAACUAUCUGCAAGACUGGUGGGCAAAAAAAAAAACCCUUUUAUUGAACUGAUAAAAACCCUCAUGGGUAGGUUGAAGUUGUAUUUUGUAUUUUUGUUAGUAUCGAUAGAAAACAAAGUUUUCAGUGCAAAAGUAGCAAGUGUUUUGUAAAACAUUCCUUCAAACUCGCUCUCAGGUUUUUAAACAAAUAGGUUUGUAUCUGGAAUUGUAAUACACCUGGCUCUGUAUGUUAGCUGGAAUGUGUAAUCUGCAUGCUAUAAAGGGGAUAAGUUAUUGGUAGACUUCAUUUUUUUUUUUUUUUGCAUUGUGGUGACUUAAUUGGGUUGUAAAUAAACUUUCCACUACCUCACCCCUCAA